AAGCGUCUGAAAGAUAUUGACGAUUAAUGAUUCGGUUAGAUUAUUAAAAAAACACAUUCUUUAUAUUUUCUUUUAAAAUAUAAUGGCAAGUAGUGACGAGAAUGCCCUGGUGGAAAGGGUGUUCCUUCGAAUCGGGUCAGCAGAGACGGAUGAGCAGCUGGAAUCUGCAUUGGCCCGCUUUCUGACCCCAGUACUGCUGAAACUGGAUAGCAAAGAGGAUGGUGUGAGAAAAAAGGUUAUGGAGCUGCUUGUUCACGUAAACAAGCGUCUGAAGAGUCUGACCAGGGUGCAGCUCCCAGUUGAUGAUCUGAUAGUGCAGUUCAAAAAUCCUGAGGCCUCAUCCAUUGUUACAAACUUCACAGUGAUUUACAUAAAGCUAGGGUUUCCUCGUCUUGAACCAGAAAAGCAAGGAGAAAGGGUUCCUGCAUUGUUGAGCUGUCUCGAGGGGCGGUCACAAAGCCAGCAGGACAGUUUCCUUCAGCUUCUUAUGCCUGCCCUUGAAAAGGUAAAGAUGCCUCCCAGUAUGGACCAAAGAAGAGAAAUGUUUGCUUGCAUUACCACUCCGGCUAUGUCGAAGUUACUGCUCACAUAUAUGCUGGACUUAUUGCUCGUGCCGUAUGGGUCCCACGCAAAGAUAGCUGAGCUCCAACAAGCCCAGACAAGACGCCCAGCCACCGCCCCAGCCAGCAACACUCCUAAUCCAAUAGCUCCACCCGGACUGUCAAUCACAUCCUUUCGACGGGUAAUGGGCGACAACCCAUACCAGCCAGAACAGCUGGAGAAAGUCAAACUCGGGAUUGUUAAGUUUCUGGGCGGGGAUUUGUUUACAGAGAAAGAUGUUGUGUGCCAUUACAUUGUUGGGGCGGCAGAUACAAGACACAGUGUUGCUACUGCAGCUGACAUGGAAUUGAAGAAAAUAAUUGGGACAGUUGACUUGAAUGACUCAGAUAUUCUGACCAAGCUGUUUGCAAUCAUUCUUGGAACCCUAGAAUUUAAAGGACAGACGCCUAUAAAGCCAGAAUUUAAGGUGAUGCAAGCAUGUACAAGAAUCCGGAUGAAGAUUAUGCCAUAUAUUUUAAAGGCUCGUGAAUCAGCUAACACCUUUCCUUGUAACAUACAGGUCAUAUUUGACCUGCUGUACGGCCAGAACACUAACACCAAACUGAAGGUCCAUGCUAUACAGAUGAUACAUCAUAUGUGCCUACACUGCACAGAUAACAAGUUUUCAACAUUCAGUCCUAUUCUGCAGACCAAACUUGUAAACCUGGUCAGGGAUGCUCAAGAGGAUCGGAAAGUGCUAAGCCUGGCGUAUGUCGCUCUAGGAAAGUUGGUUCACCGCUUUCCCCAACUAGUGGCCACCAAUAUAGCACUUGUUCAGGUCUUUUUCGAUGUCAUGUGUCAGGUGGAUUCUGAUAUGCGUCUAGCAGUGCAAGAGGCCCUGUCAUUAAUGGCCAAUGCCUUCAAGGAUCUGAGUGAACUCAACCAGAAAAUGAUGGUGGCUCUGCUUAUGGAAGCAAUCGAUAAGGAGGAGCCCCAGGCUAGAAUGAUGGCAGUACAGUAUGCAGAGAAGAUUUUCCCUAAGGAUCAUGUUGCUUCAAGAUAUAUCCUCCUGCUAGCAGCUGGUGACCAAAAAGAGGACAUCCGUCUUGAAGCAGUAAAGGGGCUUCAUGCCGCCCAAGGGGAUGAGAAACUCACCUCAAGACCUGUGGAGCCCGCAGCUAAAGUUGUGCUGCCAGACUUUUCCAAGAUGGUGGAAUUUGUGAAGGAAAAGGCCGAUAUCAGAGUGACAACCCAGAAUCGUGUGGUAAUCUCAAACAGCACCCUACCCUUCAAUCAGACCACAUUUACCGAGAUACUGCUCUAUCUGCGGUCCUGUCUAGCACACAGCGCCAGCCUUGUGCCCGAUAUGGACGGUGUAUCGGCAAUGAAGGAACAGGCACCAGAGAUAUCGAAGUAUGUGCAAGGAUUAAUGAAGGAGAAUAACACGGAUCGAGGGCCGGUACAGACUUACGUGAAUUUGACACAAAUGCUUCUUAAAGCUGUCGGAGGUUCCACUCCAAUGUACUGUCUUUUGGAGAUGGUUGCCAUGGCACCGACUGAGCUUGUACCUCAGUUUGUUCAGCAUCUUGGUUGGAUUAAGACCACUGUGUUUUCCAUGAAGGAUGACAUCCGUGACUUGGCCGCCAACCUGUACGCCAUAAUUGUGUGUAAGCACACGGAUGAAGGCCAGUUAUUGGAAGCUCUAGAGUUCAUGCUUAACUCCAUGAAUAACAAGAGUCUGGAGGCACAGCAUGGAGCCAUUUUGACUCUAGGUCACCUGAUUGGUCAGUUACUCAGGCGAAGGAGGCUGGAGAGUAGUCAAGGGGGAUCACUCUGGCAGAAGAUGGAAAAGGCAGUUGAACAAGCAGUUAUUGCCAUUGCUCGACUUGUGAAAGUUACAGACGAAAACAACCCUAUGCUAGCUGCAGGAGCAUGUCAGGCAAUUGGCGAGAUUGGUCGCAACGCACCUUUACCCCUCCCAUCUGGCAGCGAGGGAGAGCUAGAAGGGGAGAUAACCAAACUAUCAGUUGUGAAAAACCUCCUGGCAAUCAUAAAGUCAGGCAAGGAGAACACAAAGAGCAAGGAGAGAGCUGCACUUUGUCUCGGACAGCUGUGUGUUGGAGAAGAGAAGUUCCCUCACAGAAAACUGGCCAUACAGGGGCUCCUGGAUGCUGUCACUAGCAAACAGAUAGAACUCCACUUUACCCUUGGGGAGGCUUUGGUGUUUGCCGCUCAGGGUCCAACCUCCCCGGCCGGAAGGGAUCUCUGGACACAGACUGAAGAAGAAUGGAAGGCCAUAGCUAACUACAGUGAAGAUGAAGUAGAAUGGUACCUGACAACUGUUCUAGAACGCUAUGUGACCAGUGCCAAUCCCCACGUGCGUCAAGCAUCCAGUGUCUGGCUACUGGCUCUAGUGAAGAAAUGUAGUUCACAUCCUGCUUUGCAGUCUAGGCUUCAAAACCUGCAAUCUGCCUUUAUGCAGCUGUUGUCAGAGAAUGAUGACUUGACCCAGGACAUUUCCUCCAAAGGCCUCGGCCUGGUGUACGAGAUAUGCUCCACUGAACAGAAGUCUGCACUAGUCUCAGAGCUCGUGGACACGCUGAUGACAGGGAAACGUAAACAGCAGACGGUCUCGGCAGACACUCAGGUGUUUGAGGAGGGAAGCAUUGGCAAAACACCAGAAGGAAGCGGCCUCUCUACUUACAAGGAACUGUGUUCUAUCGCCAAUGAGCUCAACCAGCCAGAUCUGAUCUACAAGUUCAUGCAUCUCGCUAACCAUCAUGCCAUGUGGAACUCUAGAAAGGGAGCAGCAUUUGGUUUCACCACUAUAGCAGCCCAGGCUGGAGAGCAGUUAGCCCCUUUUCUGCCCCAGAUUGUGCCCCGACUGUACCGCUACCAGUUUGACCCUAACAUGAAGAUUCAGCAGGCGAUGACAUCCAUCUGGAAUGCCCUUGUGCAGGAUAACAAAAACACGGUUGACAAGUACAUGAAGGAGAUACUGGCCGACCUGCUAACCAACCUCACCAACAAUCAGUGGAGGAUCAGGGAGUCAAGUUGCCUGGCGGUCCAUGACCUUUUGAGAGGUCAUGCCCUUGACGAUGUGGUGGAGAGUUUACCAGAACUGUGGGAAUCGUGUCUGCGAGUGCUAGAUGAUAUCAAGGAAAGUGUACGCAAAGCUGCCGAGCUGGCCUGUAAUACCCUCAGCAGAGCAUCUAUAAAAAUAUGUGAUGUGAGCUAUGGAAAGGUAGGGGAAAGGGCCACAACUGUGGUCCUGCCUUGUCUGCUCAAGUGUGGCCUUCAAAGUCCUGUGUCAGAAGUCAGAGCUUUAGGGUUAUCAACAAUCUUGAAGAUCAGCAAGAAUGCGGGAGUGCUAUUGAAGCCCCAUAUCCCUGUGUUAGUUACAGCCCUGCUCGAGGCAAUUAGUGGUCUGGAACCUCAGGUUAUGAACUACCUAAGUGUGAGAGUCUCAAAUGAGGAAACACAGCACAGGCUUGACAACGCCAGAAUUAUGGCUUCAAAAAUGUCUCCAAUGAUGGAAACUGUCAACUUGUGUGUACAGUAUGUGGAUGAGAGUGUUUUACCGGAGAUGGUGCCAAGACUUACAGAGCUCAUCAAGAGCGGUAUAGGUGUAGGGACAAAGGCAGCUUGUUCCCACUUUGUUGUCUCCCUGGUACAUCAAUGUCCGAAGGAUCUGACCCCACACACAGGCAAGCUGAUGGGUGCUUUUCUGAAUGGAGUGGCUGACAGGAACAUGGCAGUCAGAAAAUCUUACGCUCUGGCUUUAGGACAUCUUGUCAGGAUAGCCAAAGAUUCAAGUGUUGAGAAGCUGAUUACAAGAAUGAGAUCUUGGUAUCUGGAGAAAGAAGAGGAAGCAGCACACAAUGGAUGUGGCCUGACGUUACACGCGAUCAGUCAACAGAGUUCUGACAUCCUGAAACGUCACGCCUCAUUGACAAUGCCACUGGCAUUUUUGGCCAUGCACGAACUGGCAAAAGAUGGUAGCAGUAACAAGGGAGAUGAUAGUCUUUCACUCUGGGAGGAAGUGUGGACCGAGGUCACACCAGGUACCGAGGGAGGCAUCAAGCUAUACCUGGCAGAGAUUGUAUCCCUACUCCAGGAGACGAUCCAGUCCCAGUCAUGGGCAACAAAAGCUCAGGCCGCCCGGGCAAUAUCCACUGUGGCUGACAAAUUAGGGGCUAAAUUAGGGCCACCACAUCUUGGGAACCUUAUUGAAGCCCUUCUUCUAGGUCUACAGGGGCGAACAUGGGCUGGGAAGGAGGCCCUUCUACAUGCUCUCCAAACAGUGUGCAAGUCCUGCAGUUCCAGUAUAAAGGGAUCUGAAGAAGAAGACUUUGUUACUAAGAUAAUUGAGGACCUUCUUAGGGAAAGUAGAAAAGAAAGCAUAAAAUACAAGCUAGAGGCCCUGACAUGCCUUGGAGAGGUGGUUGAGAUAUUUGAAGUGGAUAGGUUCCAAGAUGUUUACGCCAUACUCGCUCCUGUGAUAGAAAAGAAAGAGGAAGAUAUGGAGGUCGAUGAGGAAAAGGAAGAGUUGAAUUCUGAUGUUAAGGAGGGCCAACUUGUGUGCUAUUACACAGUCCUAGGUCAAAUAUGGCCUAUAGGGGCACGUAAUACUCAGGAGGCUCGCCUGGAAGGCAUUAGCUGUCUACUAUGCGAGGCCCUGCAAGGGAACACACGGAAAAUCCAAGAGGCCAUUAUGAAGACCAUGCAUAAAGUGAUCAACAGACUGGAGUGCUUACAAGACGUACAGAAGUUCUCUGCCAAUGAGCCAUCAGUAGCGACAGUAUUGCAGAGGAUGAUUUUGUCUGUCUUGCCCUGCCUGGGUAACUUGAAGUACACUGUGAUAAGAACAGAAGCCCUUGAGAUUGUCAAUGAUAUUAUACCAAAGCUAACAGAAUUUCAAAAACUCCAAUGCCUUUCCAACGAGACUGUAGAAAAACUGAGGACCGAUUUGGCUACCAUGACAGCGGACUCCAGUCCUGAGAUUCAAGACAAAUCAAAGACUCUUCUUGUGAUGUUGAAUGCCUAGUGUGAUAAAAUGGGUUUAAUUAUUUAGUUAAUAAUUUAUCGGUUCUUGUGUCACCUUUUGGUGUCGGUGCAACAGUGUCAUUUGCAGCAACUUCGAAAAAAUCAUGGGCAAACAAUAACUAGUAUUUAUUAUUCAAUCCUAAUGAAACUUAGUAACUGUGUUUGUUGGCAUAAUGUUAUGGUCAAGUUUAAUCAUGAUGGGGUUAAUCAUCUUAGAUACUCCAGAGUUGUGCCUCUUUUACAUCAAAAUACCGCUGGCUUACUUUUUGUUAAAGGGUAUGAGUUUUUAUUUAUUACAAAGGUUGGCUCCCUUUACAUUUAAACUGGCAUUACAAUUGGUUUUACUAUGAUGAGUGAGUGCACAUGGGCACUUCAAAGAGGUGAUCUAAUCAAUUUUGCAGAACUUCAUUCAAAUUUGUAUCAAUGAUGUGGUGCCUCAAUACUAAUAUUAUGUAGAUUAGAAUACUAGUACCUUGAAUGAAAAAGCAUCUGAUUAUUUUAUACAGUCAUGUUUGUAAUAACAUAUGCACAAUGAUGUUGAUAUCAUCAUAUUUUUUUGGUUUAGUUAAUUAUUAUUGUAAAUGAAUUUGAUUAAACGGUACAGUAGCAAAUAAACCAAUGAAAUAAA
Mya arenaria is the source of this 6214-nucleotide messenger RNA. Its product is annotated as proteasome adapter and scaffold protein ECM29-like. Gene Ontology annotation, molecular function: molecular adaptor activity. The record is from RefSeq and is a predicted model, not a curated record. Gene Ontology annotation, cellular component: nucleus; cytoplasm. NCBI's taxonomy places the organism in Eukaryota, Metazoa, Mollusca, Bivalvia, Myida, Myidae. Gene Ontology annotation, biological process: proteasome assembly.